This is a messenger RNA of Puma concolor (puma), 834 nucleotides long. RefSeq names its product carbonyl reductase [NADPH] 1. The record is from RefSeq and is a predicted model, not a curated record. Lineage: Eukaryota; Metazoa; Chordata; Mammalia; Carnivora; Felidae. Gene Ontology annotation, molecular function: carbonyl reductase (NADPH) activity.
AUGUCGUCACACACCCGCGUGGCUCUGGUCACCGGGGCCAACAAGGGCAUCGGCUUCGCCAUCGUGCGCGACCUGUGCCGGCAGUUUUCGGGGGACGUGGUGCUCACGGCGCGGGACGAGGCGCGGGGACAGGCGGCAGUGCAGCGGCUCCAGGCCGAAGGACUGAGCCCCCGCUUCCACCUGCUGGACAUCGACGACCUGCAGAGCAUCCGCGCCAUGCGCGACUUCCUGCGCAAGGAGUACGGGGGCCUGGACGUGCUGGUCAACAACGCGGGCAUCGCCUUCAAGACUAAUGAUCCGACACCGUUUCAUAUUCAAGCAGAAGUGACGAUGAAAACAAACUUCUUUGGUACCCGAGACGUGUGCACAGAACUGCUGCCUCUAAUGAGACCCCAAGGCAGAGUGGUCAAUGUGUCUAGCAUAGUGAGCCUCAGAUCGCUUAAAAACUGCAGCCUAGGACUGCAGCAGAAGUUCAGAAGUGAAACCAUCACAGAGGAGGAGCUGGUGGAGCUCAUGAACAAGUUCGUGGAAGACACAAAGAACGGGGUGCACAGGAAGGAGGGCUGGCCUGAUACUGCAUAUGGAGUGACAAAAAUUGGUGUCACGGUCCUGUCCAGAAUCCAUGCCAGGAAACUGAGUGAGCAGAGGAGAGGGGACAAGAUCCUCCUGAAUGCCUGCUGCCCUGGGUGGGUGAGAACAGACAUGGCUGGACCUAGAGCCACUAAAAGCCCAGAAGAAGGAGCAGAGACCCCCGUCUACUUGGCCCUUUUGCCCUCAGAUGCUGAGGGACCUCACGGGGAGUUUGUUAUGGAGAAGAAAGUUGAACAAUGGUGA